This is a messenger RNA of Lytechinus variegatus (green sea urchin), 1224 nucleotides long. RefSeq lists its product as uncharacterized. Gene Ontology annotation, biological process: G protein-coupled receptor signaling pathway. The record is from RefSeq and is a predicted model, not a curated record. NCBI's taxonomy places the organism in Eukaryota, Metazoa, Echinodermata, Echinoidea, Temnopleuroida, Toxopneustidae. The transcript has a single exon. The coding region runs from base 1 to 1224 and encodes 407 amino acids. Gene Ontology annotation, molecular function: G protein-coupled receptor activity. Gene Ontology annotation, cellular component: membrane.
AUGAAUAAUACGACUGCCACGUUUCCAAAUGUUGGGGUGUAUGGAGAAGCAAGGACCAUGGACAUUGUGGCUGGUAUAUGCUUCAGCCUCACAGCCCUACUCGCUUUAGUUUGCAACCUUUUUGUCCUUGUGGUGCUUCAUCGAAGCCGUCGACGCUUUGACGAUAUCAUGCGAUAUCUUAUCCAAACUCUGGCGGUCUCAGACUUAGUCGGAGGCUUUGCGUGUUGUCUUUUCCAAGUGCUUCGUAUCACGCUCAAGACCUUUCCAUUUUCAAUAAUGAUCUGCAAAGCCAUUCCUUUUAUGUCAUUCUACAUGGUUCUGAGGUCCCUGUAUUUAAUGUGCAUCAUCAACCUGUACAGAUGCGUAUCUGUAGUGUAUCCUUUGGCUCACCGAAGAUACAUUAAUAUGAGGAGGAUGCGCAUCUCCGUCUUUACAGUAUGCGGUUGUUUGUGUUCUUUUGUUGUGCCUUUGCUAUUGUUCAGAAAUGAAUUACGCAGUGGAAUAUUGAACACUUUGUGCGAAUUUAGAUCUUCGAGGGAACUAGGCGAUCACGAACCAGGCAAUCACGAACCAGGCGAUCACGAACCAGGCAAUCACGAACCAGGCGAUCACGAACCAGGUGAUCACGAACCAGGCGAUCACGAACCAGAAUAUCACGAACCAGAAUUUUACAGCCGGGUGGCCAACACGAGGGGUCUCUUUGCUAUCGUGUCCUUGGUCAUUCCACUCGCCAUUAUUACUAUCACAAAUAUCAAGCUAUUGAUAAUUGCUUGCAAGGUUGCACAGAAGAACAAACACGUACGGGACCAAGCAGUGUCUUCUUCGUCAUCCUUCGGGCAGGACAAUCAACAAGGCAACACCCCCAGCGCACAUCACAACGCCCUCUACGUCAGAAGUUCUGACAACGAUCCUAGGCGCAAUAGGGGUAACUUUUACGCGAAAGUUCGAGCCAUUCUUGGGUUUAAGGGCCUUAGAACCCUUCUCGCCAUAACAUUAAUGUUCUAUGUGUCUUGUGUUCCCGCUUGCGUCUUAAUUGGAAUAUCAGUAGAGCACCACGACACCAUUAGCUCACCCUUAUUUAUGGCAUCUUCCUUGUUGCUUUUAGGAAACUCAUGGUGGAACGCUCUCAUAUUUCUAUUCCUCUCCAAAACCUUUAGAGAACAUGCAGUAAAGUUGAAGGAAAUGUUCGUGUUACAUUGUACCUUAAAGUGUGACGCAGUGUAA